AUGCUGCGACAGACGACCAAUCGCGACAUGCAGGUCGAGCUCUUCGGCGAGCGGUACGAUACGCCUUUGCUCUUCUCCCCCGUCGGCGUGCAGAGCAUCUUUCACGAUGACAAAGAGACGGGCGUUGCGCAGGUCGCGGCCGAGAUCGGGGUGCCGUAUAUCCUCAGCACCGCCGCCUCGUCCACCAUUGAGGAUGUGGCCAAGGCGAACGGGCCCGCGGGGAAGAGGUGGUUCCAGCUGUACUGGCCGCACGAUGAUGAGAUUACCGCAUCUUUGCUCCAUCGUGCAAAGAGCAACGGAUUCAGCGCGCUUGUGGUAACGCUGGAUACAUGGGCAAUGGCAUGGCGACCGUGGGAUUUGGAUCAGGCGUACGUGCCGUUCGUCAAGGGCAUUGGGUGCGAAGUCGCAUUUUCGGAUCCGGUAUUCAGGCGGAAGUUCAAGGAGAAUUACGGAAAAGAGGUUGAGGAAGACCUCAUAGCUGCGGGGCGGGAGUGGGUGAAGAUCUGCUUCUCGGGUGUGGCGCAUACCUGGGAUCAAAUCGAGCUUCUGAAGAAGAAUUGGGACGGUCCGAUUAUUCUGAAGGGCAUCCAGCACCCCGAUGAUGCCGUCAAAGCUGUUGAAGCGGGAGUACAGGGCAUCAUCGUCUCGAAUCACGGUGGCCGCCAGCUCGACGGCGCCAUUGGCUCGUUGACCAUGCUCCCAGAGAUUGUCGAGGCAGUCGGUGACAAGUUGACGGUCCUGUUCGACAGCGGUGUGCGGACGGGGGUCGAUGUCAUCAAAGCACUAUCGCUCGGGGCAAAGGCUGUGUGUAUCGGCAGACCGUGGGUUUACGGGCUUGGAAUUUCCGGUAGAGCCGGGGCGCGCGAUGUGAUGAAGGGCAUCCUUGCUGAUCUAGACCAGAGCAUGGGCCUGGCUGGCAUCCAGAAUAUCGCGGGCUGCAAUCGUGGCGUAGUCAGACAAGUCGAGUAUCCAGGAGAUAGGGCGUCGAGCAGCUGA
This is a messenger RNA of Diplodia corticola, 996 nucleotides long. Its product is annotated as fmn-dependent dehydrogenase. Gene Ontology annotation, molecular function: FMN binding; oxidoreductase activity. NCBI's taxonomy places the organism in Eukaryota, Fungi, Ascomycota, Dothideomycetes, Botryosphaeriales, Botryosphaeriaceae. The record is from RefSeq and is a predicted model, not a curated record. The transcript has 3 exons. The coding region runs from base 1 to 996 and encodes 331 amino acids.